Molecule: messenger RNA, 221 nt
Organism: Cladocopium goreaui
Lineage: Eukaryota; Dinophyceae; Suessiales; Symbiodiniaceae
Source: the annotation of a GenBank genome assembly
GUACUCUCGCCGAAGUGUCUCCGAAAUGCUUUUGGUCCAUGAACAAUUGGGGCAACUGGCAAUGGGGAGAAGACAUGUGGCUGGACCAAUGUUUCUUGACGGUGGGUCACGCCAAACGCAUCUAUGUACCGAAGAUGCUGGCGGAAGAUCACUGCAACAACUGGCCUGGAUGGAGGUCCUGCGAGGCAGAGGAUAUCGUGGCCUUCCACCCCUUCAAAAAU